AUGGUAAUAAAUACAAUAUACAGUAAUAAAAAUUUUAAAAAAAUGAUAUUAGGAACUAAGGAAACUUUACAAUAUAAAAAUAUUGCUAAUUUAAGAAAGUGUAAAAAAAAGAAUGAAAAAAAUAUUAGUUAUAAUGGAGAAAAAAAUGAUGGAUUUUUAUCUUCAAAAAUUGAUGAAAAAAAUAAGAAUGUGCUACAAAAACAUUUAUUCUUCAAGAAGUUUAAUGAAAACUUUUUUAAAAAAAGAAAAAUAUUUUAUAUAGAUAAUAACAUCUUUUUUAUUUUAGGUGGAUUCACUACAUUAUAUAGUGUAUUUGUUUAUGACUUUUUUACAAAUAGACAUAUGCAAAUUUUUUCGAAUUUUUUUUUUUUACUAUUUCAAGUAACCAGGCAAAGUAUUAAUAUUUUAGCUUGUGCAGUCCACUUACUAUUUAUUUGUUUUCAAAUUUACGUAUUAUAUAUUAAAUCAGAUGUUAUUAUAAAAUGA
Plasmodium relictum is the source of this 486-nucleotide messenger RNA. RefSeq names its product conserved Plasmodium protein, unknown function. The record is from RefSeq and is a predicted model, not a curated record. Bases 1 to 486 code for a protein of 161 amino acids. The transcript has a single exon. Lineage: Eukaryota; Apicomplexa; Aconoidasida; Haemosporida; Plasmodiidae.